CACGAGGUUUUAUUUAUGUGGAGAUUUGUGUAUAUAUGAAAUUUGCUGAUCCAUUAAUUGAUUGAUUAUAAAUUAUCAAUUUAAAAAUGAAUUCAACAUUCGAAGUCCUGAUAAAAGCGAUCAUGGCAAAUGAUGAUCUGGAAAAGCGGGAAAAAUUCAUUCGUCGUAAUAGUGCCAAAAUUGUUCCAUUGGUUCACUGGCUUUGCAAAACGAUUUGUUCGUUAGAAACAAAUGAUUGCAAUGAUCCGGAAAGAAAAAAGUCUCAUAAUGAAGAUGAAUCGAAUUCAAAUGAUUUAAUUCGAUUUUCAUUGGACUGUGUGCUAAUUAUAAGUUCGGCUGCAGCUUCUACGAUGGACAGUGAUAAACAAACUUCUGAACAAAUAUCUCAAGCUGUAAUGAGCGAAACGGAUUUUCUUCAUCAUCUAAACGAUCAUAUAACCAAUGAGCAGAUUACAGAUCUUGAUCGUCAUCUAGGAAUUCUUGUCAAUUUUACUCGCCACAUUUCAUUUGUUCAAUCACUAGUUACGAAUGUUCUAAACCCAUUUCCCUUGGACAAAUUUAUUUCUGGAUUUCAGACAAAAUUUCAAUCUAAAGAAUGUCAGAAAUCACGUCCAUUAAUGGUUGCAUAUCUAAAUAAUCUUUGUCAAUGUGAAGAAAUUCGUAAUCGAUUAAUUGAUGGAAAAGUUUUACAUUCAUUAAUGAUAAUCUAUGAUUAUCAUCAAGAAGAUACCAAUGAUCAUAUCGAAUUGCGAUUAUCGAUCAUUGAAUUAAUACGAAAUUGUUGUAUAGAUUAUCGUUACCAUGAACGAAUAAUUUCUGAAGAAGAUCCUGAAUUACUUGUACGUUUAGUCAUGCCAUUAGCUGGUGGUGAAGUACUUACUGAUGAAGAAAUGGAAUCAUUACCAUUGGAUCUACAAUAUCUGCCUGAUGAUAAACAACGUGAACUAAAUGCAGAUAUUCGUCGUUUACUAAUCGAAGCUAUACAUCAAUUUUGUUCGACUAAAUAUGGUCGUGAAAUAAUUCGUUCGACAAAUAUUUAUUAUCAUCUUCGUGAAUACUAUCGAUGGGAACAACGAGAAGAUCUUAGAGAGGUAUUAAUGCGAUUGAUUGAUGUUAUUAUUAAAAAAGAGGAUGAAAUCAAUGUAGAUAAUCUUCGUGAGCUGGAAAUUCCCGACGAUUUGAUGGAAAAAUUCGAACGUUUAGAUCAUGGUGAUCAAUGAUAUAAACUAUCUAUACGUUUGAUUAAGAUUUAAUGAAAGUUUUUUUUUAUUUUUCAAUAAAUAAAUAUUUACAUGGGUUUUUUAAGAAAAAAAA
Messenger RNA from Dermatophagoides farinae (American house dust mite), 1314 nucleotides. Its product is annotated as protein HGH1 homolog. Lineage: Eukaryota; Metazoa; Arthropoda; Arachnida; Sarcoptiformes; Pyroglyphidae. The record is from RefSeq and is a predicted model, not a curated record.